This is a messenger RNA of Vitis riparia (riverbank grape), 1612 nucleotides long. Its product is annotated as magnesium-chelatase subunit ChlI, chloroplastic-like. The coding region runs from base 102 to 1382 and encodes 426 amino acids. Gene Ontology annotation, biological process: chlorophyll biosynthetic process. The transcript is spliced from 3 exons. Gene Ontology annotation, molecular function: magnesium chelatase activity; ATP hydrolysis activity; ATP binding. The record is from RefSeq and is a predicted model, not a curated record. Lineage: Eukaryota; Viridiplantae; Streptophyta; Magnoliopsida; Vitales; Vitaceae. Gene Ontology annotation, cellular component: chloroplast stroma.
CAUCUUAUCCGCUUCUAACAGACCAAUCACAAGUCGGGAGUGGUGAAGGUUGAACCAAGGCCUCAUAACAGAGGCGCUCACAAUUCACAGACACUUCAGACAUGGCAGGAAUUUUUGGGACUUCUUCUUCGUCAACGGCAAUCUUGGCUUCUAGACCUCUCUCUUCUACUUCCAAGUCCUCCAUUCCCUCUUUAUCUCUCCCUCUUUGUACAUGGCGGAGUCAUGGAAGGAAAUUAUAUGGAGGGGUUGGAGUUCAGCUUAAGAAAGGCAGGUCCCAGUUCCAUGUUGCUGUUUCCAAUGUUGCCACUGAAAUCAAUCCUGCUGAAAAGGCCCAAAAGCUUGCCGCUGAAGGAAGCCAGAGGCCAGUGUAUCCAUUUGCUGCUAUAGUAGGACAAGAUGAGAUGAAGCUAUGCCUUCUUCUAAAUGUGAUAGAUCCCAAGAUUGGAGGGGUGAUGAUCAUGGGUGAUAGGGGAACGGGAAAAUCCACUACUGUUAGGUCCCUGGUGGAUUUGCUUCCAGAAAUCAGAGUGGUUUCAGGUGACCCAUUUAACUCUGAUCCAGAAGAUUCAGAAUCCAUGGGAAUGGAAGUCAGGGAGAGCAUUUUGAAAGGGGAGCAACUUUCCAUUGUGAUGACCAAAAUCAACAUGGUUGAUUUACCACUGGGUGCAACUGAAGAUAGAGUCUGUGGGACAAUUGACAUUGAAAAGGCUCUGACAGAGGGUGUGAAAGCUUUUGAGCCUGGGCUUCUUGCUAAAGCCAAUAGGGGAAUUCUUUAUGUGGAUGAAGUUAACCUUCUGGAUGAUCAUUUAGUGGAUGUUCUUCUGGAUUCUGCUGCCUCAGGAUGGAACACUGUUGAAAGAGAGGGAAUUUCAAUUUCACAUCCUGCUCGGUUUAUUCUCAUUGGCUCAGGCAACCCUGAGGAAGGGGAGCUCAGGCCACAGCUACUUGACAGAUUUGGAAUGCAUGCACAAGUGGGAACUGUGAGGGAUGCAGAGCUCAGAGUUAAGAUUGUGGAGGAGAGAGCUCGGUUUGACAAAAAUCCCAAGGAAUUCAGGGAUUCUUAUAAGGCCGAGCAAGAGAAGCUCCAGCAACAAAUUUCCUCUGCUAGGAGUGAUCUUUCCUCUGUUCAGAUUGAUCAUGAUCUCCGUGUGAAAAUCUCCAAGGUUUGUGCAGAGCUAAAUGUUGAUGGAUUAAGAGGGGACAUAGUGACAAAUAGAGCAGCAAAAGCACUGGCUGCUCUGAAGGGAAGAGAUAAUGUAACUGCAGAGGAUAUUGCUACUGUCAUUCCAAACUGCUUAAGACACCGUCUUCGGAAGGAUCCCUUGGAGUCAAUUGACUCUGGAUUACUUGUCAUUGAGAAAUUCUAUGAGGUGUUUAGCUGAGCAAGGUAUAUAAAUGACCCUUUUUCUGUCACUUUCAUUGAGCAGUUCUGUUAUUCUGUUUUUUUUUUUUAUUUGCUUUUUGGUAUUUUCAUUCUCUUUUCAAGCGAAUCAUAUAUGAGAUCUGUGGAGUAUAGACAGGCUAUUCAUGUUAUCAUUAAACUGUCUUAAGCUUACUUCUAUGAAGUUCAGGAAGAAUGAAGAGUUCAGUUGAAGGGAAAAUUCUAUAUGCA